Aspergillus melleus is the source of this 4317-nucleotide messenger RNA. Its product is annotated as Arf family guanine nucleotide exchange factor SYT1. Gene Ontology annotation, biological process: regulation of ARF protein signal transduction. The coding region runs from base 1 to 4317 and encodes 1438 amino acids. The transcript has 3 exons. NCBI's taxonomy places the organism in Eukaryota, Fungi, Ascomycota, Eurotiomycetes, Eurotiales, Aspergillaceae. The record is from RefSeq and is a predicted model, not a curated record. Gene Ontology annotation, molecular function: guanyl-nucleotide exchange factor activity.
AUGCAUUGGAAAGGGCUACGGAUUGGUACCUCGGACGGCAUCGACAAAAGACGAAGCCUACUUGAGCCCCAAUCGCAAUCCCGGCACAGUGAACAAUUGCCUCGUCCGACGCUUUCGACUUCCAACCUUGCUCCCAGAAGAUCCGAAUCCGCCCCUCGUUCUCCGUCGCUGGUCGGUCCGGAUGAGGGUCAUGAGACGGAUAAUGAUGGGUCGCAGCUUGCCGCAACUCGUUCUCAUAACUUACCGGCCCCCACACCGAGAGUUCGAACAGGGUUGGCCCCUGGUGAUAAUUCGAGCUGGCGAAGGAAUCGAUUCAGUUUUAUGAGGCUGCGUCAUGCGUCCGAUCCGCAGCUCUCGCAAACAUAUGCAAAGGGAGAGGAGGAUGUUCCUCCCGUCCCGUCACUACCCCCCCCGACCAUCAUCACCACGGCACCUACGAGCCACGAAGUAGACCAACCUAUCAAACGCACCAAGACCAAGUUCAAGUUUUUCUCCGAUUCUAAGAAGCCGUCCGUCGAAGAACUCCCUGCACAGCAGCCUAAGCAACAGCCGGAUUCGAAUGAGAAGCCCCGGCAUGCCUCUAACGGGUCGACCGAGACCCAGCGGGCGGAUCCCGCUCUGUCGACGUCUCAGACCAACAACAAUGAAGAACCCGGGCGGUUAUCGACGACGUCCAUUCGCAGUAGUCGCGAUCAGACGAACGACUCCCAGCGCUCUUCGGUGACGGACGCGCGGUUCUCCGAGUCCUCUCGUUCCGACCAGAGCCUCGGCGAUCACGUUUCAAACCGCGAGUCAACCGCGUCCUCCGUCAGCAAGCGAUUUCGGAUGCCACGCUUGAAACGCAACCGCAACCCGCUUUUCCCCUUGCCCCCGAAGCCCACCGCAGCGCAAUUUGCGGCUCAGGACAGAUCCGUACCCAAACCUGACAAUUCCGACGAACCCGAUCAUGUUUCGCCGCUUCCUUCUCCAUCCCGGUCCUCGGUGGGCGUUGCGCCGGCGCGACCUGGCUUGCCCCGGAAGGACUCCGCUAACUCGACGCACUCCCUCCGCUCGACCCCCUCUAAUGCCAGCCGAAACAAAGCUACCACCCGAGCGAGAUCGUCAACUCUCGAUUCUUUGGCCAACGCGCAGGAUGGCGGACGUCUGUCCCCUCAUCUCAGCGCAUCUGGGCGGACCUCUACCUCUACGAGCGGGCGGAAGAGUUUCGGUGAUAUCUUUAACAUCACGCAGCGACUGAGGCAGAAUUCCGAGCCGCCUUUUCCUCGGAACGGAUCGCCCGGUGCAAAUGGGUCGGGGACACCGCCGGCGAAGCCCAGCCCUCCCUCUUAUCCCGAGAGACAGGAAAAUGAUACGCCCGCGACGUAUCUGGCCCGACUUGAGGAGACCGUCUCGAAAAGUGUGAUUGCCGGAGUGUUGGCCCAGUCAAACGAUGAAUUCUACAAGACCGCUCUACGAAAGUACAUGCGAAGUUUCUCAUUCUUUGGUGAUCCCAUCGAUAUGGCAAUCCGCAAACUUUUGAUGGAGGUGGAAUUGCCGAAAGAAACGCAGCAAAUAGACCGUUUUCUCCAGAGCUUCGCUGACCGGUAUCACGAGUGUAACCCAGGGAUUUUUGCCUCAACCGAUCAAGCCUAUUUCAUCGCUUUUUCUAUCCUGAUCCUGCAUACGGAUGUGUUCAACAAAAACAACAAACGGAAGAUGCAAAAACCUGACUAUGUCAAGAAUUGUCGAGGUGAAGGGCUUGCAGAAGAUAUUCUGGAGUGUUUCUACGAGAACAUCUCUUACACCCCUUUCAUCCACAUUGAAGAUGGUAAUGCGACUGGGCGCAAUCUCUCGAAACCCCGACGAACUCUAUUGAAAACGGCCAGCUCCGACCAUCUUUCUCGGGUUUCUCGCGAACCCGUUGACCCUUACACUCUGAUCAUGGACGGCAAGUUAGAUUCCCUACGACCCAGCCUCAAGGACGUCAUGAAUCUGGACGACACCUACCGCUGCGACGGCACGGAAGGACCGCCUGACAUGAACGCGCUGCAUCAUGCUUUUGCCAAAUCCGGUAUCCUACAGAUCUUGUCUCCGCGAUCGCGGCCAGAUGCUUUCAUGCCGGCCAGCAUGGAGAACCCGGCCGACUCCAAUCCGGGCUUGGUGGACAUCAAGGUGGCCAAGGUUGGGUUGCUCUGGCGAAAGGAUCCCAAGAAGAAGAGGGCCCGAUCGCCCUGGCAGGAAUGGGGCGCGCUUCUGACCCUUUCGCAACUCUAUCUUUUCAGAGACGUCACUUGGAUCAAAUCCUUGAUGGCUCAGCACGAGGCUCAUCACAAGGACGGGCCCCGGCGCGCGGUCGUAUUUAGGCCUCCUCUAACGGAUUUCAAACCCGACGGCAUCAUGUCGACGGAUAGUGCGGUGUCUCUGCUGGACACUGGCUACAAGAAGCACAAACACGCCUUUGUCUUCGUGCGCCACAAUGCCUUGGAGGAAGUUUUCUUGGCUAACACUGAAGGGGACAUGAAUGAUUGGCUGGCCAAACUCAAUUAUGCCUCAACAUUCCGGACGACCGGAGUACGGACACAGGGCAUGAUCGCUACGAACUAUGAAGCCCAGCGAAACCGAAUGAGCCGCAGAGGCUCGUCGGAUUCUGCUAAAUCCCAUUUCUCGGCCGAUCGUGAACCGCCGUCGCCUAACCCUGAUACUGAUGUCUCCCGAGACGUGGUUUUAGCCCGCAGGCAUCUGAUCCGACAAAGAAUUCGUGAAGCCAAUGAAAAGCUGUUUGUUGCUCAACGCCAGCUGGAUGAUCUUCUGCGGAACGCGAGACAUCUCCAGGUUCUGACGCCAGUGCACGCCCGAGCCCGCGAACACGUCAUCAUGGCGGCCGGGCGCAUGGCUGCGAAACUCAAAUGGGUGAGACAGGAUAUCUGGCGGACCAAGUGUUACAGGGAGGUCCUUGUUCGGGACCUGGGUGAAGAUCUUGAGGACGAAAAGCCGCGGCCGCCGCCCCUGGAUCCCAAAGCGUUGCAUUUACAGAUCCCUACCACCAAUGUCGUGCCAUCAACGCCGGAUUUGAACGAGAGAACUCCAACCGAGAAGCUAGCAUCUCCUGUGGAUGAUGUUGUGGUGGCUUCACCGUUGGGGACCGAGACAGCGGUAGUGGCCGAGAGUCCUACGGCGUCCGCCCAUACGAUUCCCGUGCCACAAUCGCCGCCGACGCAGCAGCAGCAGCAGGCGCCAGCCACCGAAACUCGCAGGCCGAGUGUUCCGGUGUCUAUUACCUCGUCCGAGAUCGCUCCUCGGGCCGGUCGACGACUCUCUGCGGACAACUCGAAAGACCGGGCAGAGUCCUGGUCACCGGCGCCGACUAAUAGGCUGGAGCGUGAAGCUUCCGUGCUUAGCGCUACCAGCAGAUUGGAUGUUGCCAGCCUGGGAUCGCGGACUUCGAAGCUCACCGCUCCCGGCAGCUUCGAAGAGGGUGAAGAGCGUCUGCUUCGCGAGACGGGACUGUUGGACGUCAAUGGCUCUCCCCAGUCCCGAAAGCCAUCCUCGGUCAUUGGCUUUGAAGGUGAUCUCGAACCUACACACGAAGAAGCACACCAACAGGACGGCUCGUCUUCUCAGGCCGGAGGAGAGAGGAUGGGACGAGUCCGUCGCAGUCUGCAUCGUACUCUCCGCGAUUCUUCCAGCGGUCGUGGAAACUAUCCCCGGAGCAAGAAAUCCCGCGACUCUGCAUCUAGUAUGGCUGCGCUUGAAGACGAGCACCAUCGACCCAAGGAAGGAAGCGGCCGGGGAGAAGGUCUAUCACGGAAAUCAGCCAGCUUCACGGUGCAUGGCAAGAAGGCAUCCAUCGUGACAUUUGGGUCUGAGUGGCAGAACAUGCCACCGGAGGAGCGUCUCAAGUUGCGCAAGCCUACGCCCUCUGAUGAGCCGAGAGCGCGCGAAGCAGGGCUCGGUAGCAGUGCCGACUCGAUCAUGUCGGAGCCUACGCAUCUCGCGGAUGUUGAGUCUCAGCGUAGUCCCAGCACGGCCACGCGUAAGAGUUUCCAGACGGCGGAGGAGCCAGAGGCAGAAGAAGACCCGAAGGAAGCGGCCGGUCGACUCUACGGAGGAAUCAAAGCCAAGAGUGAUGACGCUCUUGGAAUGGAAUCCAAUCUCCCCGAGCCGACGAGCGCAGCGUCCUCGCUUUUUUCCCCCAUCUCGCCCUUCCGAGAGGCAGCCAGCGCCCCGAAUGAAGAGCGAGUGCCACCGCACUCGAGCAUGGACGGGAAUCCCACCGUCGACGAGAACACGCCACAAAAGAUGCCCCCGAGUUCACCGGAACAGGCAGUCAAUGCAUGA